Messenger RNA from Colletotrichum costaricense, 609 nucleotides. Its product is annotated as ubiquitin-conjugating enzyme. Gene Ontology annotation, biological process: protein polyubiquitination; proteasome-mediated ubiquitin-dependent protein catabolic process; DNA repair. Gene Ontology annotation, molecular function: ubiquitin conjugating enzyme activity. The transcript has 5 exons. The record is from RefSeq and is a predicted model, not a curated record. Gene Ontology annotation, cellular component: HULC complex. NCBI's taxonomy places the organism in Eukaryota, Fungi, Ascomycota, Sordariomycetes, Glomerellales, Glomerellaceae. The coding region runs from base 1 to 609 and encodes 202 amino acids.
AUGAUUGGACCAAAAUGUAAGACCCACUCACUGGCCCAAGCGGAAGGCGGUGGUGAAGGCGAGUGCUUCCCGCGCCAUUCUUUUGGACUCUCGCCCGUGAUCCAUACGACCAUUCUACAACUUUCUCCAUCACACAUCUCACCGACCGCCACCAUGUCUACCGCCGCCCGCCGUCGCUUGAUGCGCGACUUCAAACGUAUGCAGACUGAUCCUCCCGCUGGCGUUUCUGCCUCGCCCGUCCCCGACAACGUCAUGACCUGGAACGCCGUGAUUAUUGGUCCCGCCGAUACUCCAUUCGAAGACGGUACCUUCAGACUCGUUAUGCAGUUCGAGGAGCAGUACCCCAACAAGCCACCUGCGGUCAAGUUCAUCAGCCAGAUGUUCCACCCGAACGUCUACGCUACUGGAGAGCUUUGCUUGGAUAUCCUGCAGAACCGCUGGAGUCCCACGUAUGAUGUCGCGGCUGUGUUGACGAGCAUUCAGAGUUUGCUUAACGACCCAAACACGGGCUCCCCGGCGAACGUUGAAGCGUCGAACCUCUACAAGGACAACAGGAAGGAGUACACGAAGCGGGUUCGUGAGACUGUCGAGAAGAGCUGGGACGAUUAA